Molecule: messenger RNA, 914 nt
Organism: Pyrus x bretschneideri (Chinese white pear)
Lineage: Eukaryota; Viridiplantae; Streptophyta; Magnoliopsida; Rosales; Rosaceae
Product: mavicyanin-like
Exons: 2
Coding region: 285-812 (175 amino acids)
Cellular component (GO): plasma membrane
Molecular function (GO): electron transfer activity
Source: RefSeq, a predicted model, not a curated record
UUUGGUUCUAAAAGUUUUUUCACUAAAAACACUUCAAUCAUUUUAAAAGCAUUUCCAGACGAGCAACCAAAACUUCAUAUUCGAAUUCAUCCUCCUCCAUAUCUCCUAUAUUCCACGUAAACCUCCCACUAAGUGCUAGUGCAGUAACUAACUCUACCCCUCACUUCUAUAUUAACCACUCUUCCCACCUCACACCAUCUCACACGUUGCAGCCAGUUUUUCCUCGCAUAAACAAUUUAUCUCCUCGAGAGCCAAAAGAGCUUCUGAAAAAAGCACUUCCCAAAAUGGCCACCUUCAACUGCAACAUGGUUUAUCUGUUUUCUCUGAUGAUGGUUUUCUUCUGGUUUGGUCAUUUCUCGGCCUCCGCCUUCGAGUUCCAGGUUGGUGGAAACAAAGACUGGGUUGUCCCUCCUGCCAACGACACCAAAAUCUACAACGACUGGGCCUCCGAAAACCGUUUCCAAGUUGGCGACACCAUCCGCUUUCACUACAAGAAGGAUUCGGUGAUGGAGGUGACGGAGGCGGAGUACAAGAAGUGCAACUCGACUCGCCCCAGCUUCUUCUCCAACACUGGAAACACCGUUUACACGUUCAACCACUCGGGCUCCUUCUACUUCAUCAGUGGAGCCGCUGGACACUGCGAGCGGGGACAGCGCAUGAUAGUUAAGGUGAUGGCGGCGGAGGAGGAGGACUCUCCGUCCGGUGGCGACGCCAAAAGAUCUUCCGGUGCUGCAGUUUCCUCAGUUGGAGUCUUCAAGCAUGUUCUUGCUCGGUUUGUUAUGUCAUAUGCUGUUGCUUCUGUUAUGUUCUAGUUUGAUUGAUUAAGUUUGUGGAAUGUUAAUUAGGAUGUUGAUUACUGGUUAUUGUUGUUAAUUUGUAGUCUUGGAUGUUGAUUAAUUAGGGGUUUUAUUUCU